This is a messenger RNA of Lonchura striata (white-rumped munia), 7583 nucleotides long. RefSeq names its product protein tyrosine phosphatase receptor type B (gene PTPRB). Gene Ontology annotation, molecular function: protein tyrosine phosphatase activity; cadherin binding. Gene Ontology annotation, biological process: angiogenesis; peptidyl-tyrosine dephosphorylation involved in inactivation of protein kinase activity. Gene Ontology annotation, cellular component: signaling receptor complex. Lineage: Eukaryota; Metazoa; Chordata; Aves; Passeriformes; Estrildidae. The record is from RefSeq and is a predicted model, not a curated record.
UAGAAGGAAGUGCUCGUCACUGACUUUUUCCCCCGUGAAGGCACAUUUCCUUCCUAGCCUUCGCUUCACUUAUCUGAGGUGGGUUUUUUUAAGAGAAGCAUGGGGAGUUGUUAGAGGGAAAAUGGAUUCUUUAUUUCACGUCCUGGUUUCUACCUGUCUUGCCUUGGCAUUCUCAGAAGGGUUUCUGAUUAUCCAUGUCCAGAAACAGCAGUGUCUUUCAGAAAAGAGAGGAGUCAUUAUGGAAAAGUGCAAUAUGACCAGCCUGAAUCAGAAGUGGCAGUGGAUGGCAGAUGACAGGCUCCUCCAUGUGAAGUCUGCCCAGUGCCUGAGCAUCUCUACACGCCCUGCUCUGUCAUCUCGCAGUGUCAUCAUUGAUUGUCCCCAGGCAGUCAGGUGGAAUUGCCACGAGGAUGGGCUCCUGAAGGUGGCCAACAGCUCCCUUUUCCUCACAAAACAAGGUCAGAAGGUAAUGGCCAAGCGGAGUAAAAAAUACCUUCAUACGUGGAUGCAGCUAAAAGCCAGCGAGACAGGAAAACCUGUUUAUGUAAAUCUGUGCUCAAAGCAAGAUCUCCAAGAUGCAGACACUUCUGUGCGGAGUACUAUAACUACAUCCCCCUCUUCAAAUGCUGUAACUUCUAGGCCUGAAAAUGUGUUGAAAAGUAGCACAGAGAUGUUCAUCAAAAAUGUGACUGAACACUUCAGUAAAAAUUCCGUCGAAAACCUCUACUUAGUCUUGAAAUCUGCAGUAACAGAGAAAGCCUGGAUUCCAACAACCACUCUUCAAUACUCUAGCACUACAGAAGAGGCCGCGCCGGAGCAGGCAGCGGGAUGCAGCGCCAACCUGACGGAGCGGAGCGUCGCCGGGCAGAGCGUUCGGCUGCGCUGGGGCGCCGCGGGCCGCGCCUGCAACUUCAGCCUGAGCGGGCGCUCGGAGGACGGGGAGGCGGCCGGCUGCCAGCCCUUCCCCGCGGGCAACCGCACCUACGGCUGCACCCUGCGGGGGCUGGAGGCCGGGACCUGGUACCACCUGCGCAUCCAGCCCCUCGCCGGCGGCGAGGCUCUCAACAUCUCCCUGCAGACAGAUCCCUUGCCACCAUCUCAUUUGGAAAUUAAUAAGGAAAAAACUACACUCACAAGCUUGCAUGUUCAAUGGAAUCCUUCCUCAGGAAAGGUGGACGUGUAUAACCUAGUAUUACUUGAUCGUGAUAAUAAAAAGAUACAAGAAGUCUCCAUACCAGGAAGAAUUUCAAAAACAGAAAAUACAUUUUCCAGUCUCAUUCCUGGGAAUAAGUACAACAUUGUCCUCAGUGCUGUUGCUGGAAAUAAGACUACACCAGAACUUCACAUAAGUGGAUCCACUGUGCCAUCUCCUGUGAAAAAUGUUCAGGUCAGUGUCAAGACAGACAUUAUCCAUGUUUCGUGGUCUUCUGGCUCUGGACAUGUGGAACGUUACAGGCUGCUGUUGCUGGAUAAUCAUGUACCAGUUCACGAGAUUCACCAGGAAGGUUCCCUGACCUCCUACACCUUUUCAGGACUUACAGCAGGCCAUCUAUAUAACCUCUCUAUCAUAACCCAGGCUGCAGGAUUGGAGAGCAGCAGUUUUCAGACAGUCAGGACAGCUCCACCUGAAGUCUUAGAUUUGAUGGUGACUAACGAUGGCAGCUUAGAUGCUUUAAAAGUUAGGUGGAGAAGACCUUCAGGAAACUUCAAUUUCUAUAAUAUCACUCUGUCUCAUCUUGGAUCAGUUAAAGAAGUCAAAACUUUGCAGCCACCAGUCACAGAGACGCAGUUUGACAAGCUAACUCCAGGACGUCUUUAUGAGAUUACUGCCCGCACCGUCAGUGGUGAACUGUUCACUGAUCGGACGGCAACUGGCAGGACAUUUCCCCAGAAAGUUUCGGAGCUGCAGGCGGGUGCUAGUGGCUGGGUGCGGUCUCUGCGAGUGACCUGGGUGCCCCCUGCGGGAGACUGGGAGAGGUACCACCUGCUCCUGUGGAACCGCUCAGCCCUGGUGCUCAACACCACCCUCGAGAAGGACACCACCGAGUACCUCAUCCGUGAUGCGGGCCUCAUCCCAGGGAGGGAGUACGGCGUGGAAGUCAUUGUGGAGAGCGGCGAUUUGCAGAGCAAGACUAGUUGUGCGGGGAGAACAGCUCCAGAGCCUGUUCUCCAGCUCCGUGUGAAGCAUGCUAAUGAAUCUUCACUUAGUGUCAUGUGGAUGACCCCUGCUGCAGAAUGGGACAGCUAUGUGGUUUCUCUGGAAGUCAGUGAGCUCCCUAUUGUAAAAAAGGGACUUGCAAAAGAAGCUAAGGAAUUUACUUUCACUGACUUGAUACCUGGAAGGAAAUAUACAGCUACUAUCACUACUAUUAGUGGGACUUUAAGCAACUGGACUUCAGUAGAAGGAAGAACAGUGCCAGCCCAAGUGACAGGUCUGACUGUGUCAAGUCAGGGAUCAACCAACAGCUUGUUCACCAACUGGACAAGAGCACUGGGAGAUGUAGACUCAUACCAAGUGCUACUGAUUCAUGAGAAUGUUGUCAUUAAAAAUGAAACUGUUCCCAGUGAAACUAACAGAUAUCACUUCUAUCCCCUGAAACCUGGAGGACUCUAUUCAGUUGUUGUCACCACUGUCAGUGGAGGGAUAUCUUCAAGGCAAACAAUUGCAGAGGAAAGAACAGUUCCUUCCAGUGUAACUGGAGUAACAGUAAAUAACUCAGGUCGGAGUGACUACCUCAGUGUUUCUUGGCUGCCAGCUUCUGGAGAUGUAGACAGUUAUUUGGUAACACUCUCUCAUGAUGACAAGAUUGUUCAGACUCUCACCAUUUCCAAAUCAUUCAGUGAAUGCUCCUUCAGCAGCCUUACUCCUGGGACGCUUUACGAUGUGAUGAUAACCACAAAGAGUGGAAAGUAUGAAAACUAUUCCCUCAGCCAGGAACGAACAGUCCCUUCAAGUGUCCAGGGACUUACUGUCAGCAAUUCAGCCAGAAGUGACUACUUGAAGGUGUCCUGGUUACAUGCAUCUGGAUAUUUUGAUAAUUAUGAAGUGAUCAUCAGUAACAAUAAUGAUUUCAUCCAAACAAAAAGUGUCCCAAAGGAUGAAAAUGAAUGUGUGUUCACCCGUCUGGUCCCUGGGAGGCAGUACAGUGUCACAGUCAGCACAAGGAGUGGGAAAUAUGAAACUAGUGAAAGAGUCUAUGGCAGAACAAUGCCAGAGUCAGUAAAGGAACUGACUCUUAGUAACAGGAGCACAGAAGAUCUGCAGGUAACUUGGUCAAAAGCUGAGGGGGAUGUUGAUAAGUAUGAGAUUCAGCUCCUCUUCAACGAUAUGAAGAUCUUCCCACCCAUUUUCCUUGGGAACACCAUAGAGGAAUAUUGGUUCACAGCUCUGACUCCAGGACGUCUAUACAAAAUUCUUGUUUUGACCAUCAGUGGAGAUGCACAGCGGGCUACUUUCAUAGAAGGCCUGACAAUUCCAAGCAAGGUCCGAAACAUUCAUGUGUCACCUAAUGGCAUGACAAACAGUCUGAAAGUGAGCUGGACCCCUGGAGGUGGAGAUGUUGAUUCCUAUACAGUGACUAUAUUUCAACAAAACCAUCAGCUGGAUUCUCAGAGUGUCUCCAAACACAUCUCUGAGCACAUGUUUCACAAGUUGGAAGCUGGGGAGCAGUACCAGGUGGUGGUGCAAUCUAACAGUGGCACCUUGCACAACAGUUUAGCAGCUUUUGGGAGAACAAUUCCAGCCUCUGUCCAGGAAUUAUUAGCCCAUCAUGCUUACAGCAGUCAUUCCUUGUUAGUAACCUGGCAGAAAGCUCCUGGUGUAGCCGAAAGAUAUGACAUUCUGCUCUUGAAUGAGCAAGGAAUCCUCCUGAGUAACAAAUCAGAGCCAGCUACUGCCAAACAGCACAAAUUUGAAGAUUUACUAGCUGGCAAGAAGUAUAAAAUACAAGUUUUGACAGUCAGUGGUGGACUCUUCAGUAAGCGUGCAGAAACUGUUGGCCGAACGGUUCCAGCAGCUGUUACAAAUCUGAAAGUCACAGAGAACACCACUGACCGACUGUCCUUCAGUUGGACCACCUCUCAAGGGGAGCUUGAUUCGUAUGACAUCUUCCUAUACAAUCCAGACAAGUCCCUUCAUGACAGGAUUUCAGGAGGGCAGCAUCUCCAGCAGUGUUCGUUCCAGAACCUGCGUCAAGGCAGGAUGUAUCGAAUGGUGAUUGUUACACACAGUGGAGACCUCACUAACGAGUCAUCUGUCUAUGGAAGAACAGUACCAGCCCCAGUUGUUGGUCUCAAGGCAUCCAACCGAAACAUGACGGACAGUCUGUGGUUCACUUGGGGUCCAGCAGCAGGAGAUGUUGACUUCUAUGAGCUGAAUCUUUACAACCCAAAUGGGACACAGAAAGAAACUGAGCAAAGGAAAGACCUGGAAGAGUGGCAUUUCCAGGGGCUCAUUCCUGGCAGAAAGUAUACUUUAGUUGUUGUGACUCACAGUGGUGACCUGACCAACACAGCAAAUGCUGAAGGAAGAACAGCACCCAGCCCUCCUAACACUGUGUCAUUUACUGAUGUUGCAAACACUUCUUUAUCAAUCACUUGGCUGGGUCCUCCAGACUGGACAGACUAUGAUGAUUUUGAGGUGCAGUGGCUUCCAAAGGAUCCCCUCACAGUAUUCAAUCCCUACAGCAGCAGCAGAUCUAAAGUACGCAUCAUCUAUGGCCUGCGACCAGGGAGACUCUAUGAGUUCAGUGUCAGAACUGUCAGUGGCGACAGCUGGAAGACAUACAGUCAGUCACAGUCUGCAAGUGUGAGAACAAAGCCAGACAAGAUACAAAGCCUUCACUGUCGGCCCCAGACCUCUACUGCCAUCGCGUGUUCCUGGACUCCUCCCGAUUCUGACUUUGAUGGGUAUAGCGUUGAGUGCAAGAAGAUGGACACCCGUGAAGUGGAAUUUUCUAAAAGGAUAGAAAAAGACAAAUCUCUACUUAAUAUUAUGACCCUUGUUCCCCACAAGCGAUAUCUGGUAUCCAUCAAGGUGCAUUCUGCAGACAUGACAAGUGAAGUGGUUGAAGACAGCACCAUCACAAUGAUUGAUCGUCCUCCUCAGCCACCUCCAGAUGUACGAGUGAACAAAAAAGAGGUGCUGAUUACCAAAUCCUCCAUCAACUUUACUUUUAACUGCAGCUGGUUUAGUGAUACUAAUGGAGCUGUGAAGUAUUUUACCGUGGUUGUGAGGGAGGCUGAUGGUAGUGAAGGACCAAAGCCUGAUGAGCAGCACCCAUUACCUUCCUACCUGGAGUACAAACACAAUGACUCUAUACGCAUCUACCAGACAAAUUAUUUUGCCAGUAGCUGUGCUGAAAACCCUGACAGUGACUAUAAAAGCUUUGACAUUAAGCUUGGAGGAGAAAUGGAAAAUCUGGGAGGAAAGUGUGAUCCAGAUCACCAGAAAUUCUGCGAUGGACCUCUAAAGCCUCGAACUGCGUAUAGAAUCAGCAUACGAGCUUUUACUCAGCUUUUCAGUGAAGACCCAAAGGAACUCCCUAAACCGCUCUUUGCAGACACCUUCUUCUCCUUACCGAUCACUACAGAGGCAGAGCCUCUCUUUGGAGUUAUUGAAGGUGUGAGUGCUGGCUUGUUUCUGAUCGUGAUGUUGGUGGCUGUUACUGCUUUAUUUGUCUGCAGACAAAAAGUUGGCAAUGGCCAUGAGAGACCUACAGCAAGGCUGAACAUUCGCCGAGACAGGCCACUGUCAGUCCAUUUGAACUUGGGGCAGAAAGGGUACCGGAAAACUUCCAGUCCGAUCAAAGUCAGCCACUUUGAAGCACACUUCACCAAACUUCAAGCAGACUCCAACUACCUUCUGUCCAAGGAGUAUGAGGACUUGAAAGAUGUGGGUCGAAACCAGACAUGUGACAUAGCACUUCUGCCAGAGAACAGGGGGAAAAAUCGAUACAAUAAUAUAUUGCCCUAUGAUACAUCAAGAGUGAAGCUUUCCAAUGUGGAUGAUGACCCUUGCUCAGACUACAUUAAUGCAAGCUACAUACCAGGCAAUAAUUUCCGCAGGGAAUACAUAGCAACUCAGGGCCCUUUACCUGGAACCAAAGAUGAGUUCUGGAAGAUGGCAUGGGAGCAAAACGUUCACAAUAUUGUCAUGGUAACCCAGUGUGUUGAGAAGGGCCGGGUAAAGUGUGAUCAGUACUGGCCCCAUGACCAGGAUUCCUUGUACUAUGGAGACCUGAUUGUUGAGAUGCUGUCUGAAUCAGUGCUCCCAGAGUGGACAAUACGAGAGUUUAAAAUCUGCAGUGAAGAGCAGCUUGACUCAACGAGGCUCAUUCGUCACUUCCACUACACUGUAUGGCCAGAUCAUGGUGUGCCAGAGACCACCCAGUCCCUGAUCCAGUUUGUCAGAACUGUAAGAGAUUAUAUCAACAGGACCCCAGAUACAGGACCAAGUAUUGUACACUGCAGUGCUGGUGUUGGCAGGACUGGCACAUUCAUUGCACUGGACCGAAUCCUGCAACAGCUGGAUUCGAAGGACACUGUUGACAUUUAUGCAGCAGUCCAUGAUCUAAGGCUUCACCGCAUUCACAUGGUUCAGACAGAGUGUCAAUAUGUGUAUCUACAUCAAUGUGUGAGAGAUGUGCUAAGAGCCAGAAAACUUCGCAGUGAACAAGAAAAUCCCUUAUUUCCAAUAUAUGAAAAUGUGAAUCCAGAGUAUCACAGAGGUAACUGCAAGUUUAUCAAAUUGUAAAAUGUGUCAAAUGUAGUAGCUCACUGACAGUAUAAUCGAGGGGGAAUUUUUCUGUCUUUAACUAUUGAUAUUUCUUUACUUCCUGGACCUUCAUUUGUUCCCUCUGCUCUUUUCAUUCUUGCAGUUGUGUCUUUAUUUUCUCCAUUAAUAGUUAUUACAACAUCACUUCCUGCUCCCACCUUACCUUUAUGCUCUCACUAUCCAUAAGCAACUGAGAACACUGACAGCACUUACUGGGCUUUUCUGUCAUGCAUGGAGUUCAAUUUCUGUCUGCAUCACCCUCAUCUGCUGUUGACAAUACAGGCAGCCUUGGAAGAUUUCCUAUCUGCUUUGACUGGAAAAUAUAGGUGCCCUAAGCUGUGCUCUUUCUUUAUCCCCAGACUCCCCAUUCUUGUAGGCUCCUUUUCCUAGCCUACAUCCAGUCCCUUGCUGAUGAGAGUGGCAGGAGUAGCAAACCUGGCACCAGCACUUCCCUUCACUUCCUGGGCCCAUGGCCAGAGGACCAGUGUGGAGAAGCUGUAAGCAGUGGUGACCUUGUGCCUUGUAGAGCUGAUUCUUAAGGGAUGUAGAAGUUUUUAGGGUCCAGACAGAAGGAUCUCAGUAAUUCUACAAAUUUGGAUGUUAUGAAUUAGGAUUAUAUAGUAAGAAAUACGAAUAAUUUUCUUGAUCUAGCCUGUAGGAUUUGUCAUAUACAGGUAGAACAGGCUUGGAGGAGACAAAGCAGAUGUGGGAUCUGAAUUUAGCUGUCAUAUCCAUCACUAGCCAGUGCUGCUGCCACACAGCUACCUUUCAGAGCACUGCUGAAUCUGUGUUGGUUUACUUUUUCUAA